CUUGCCGAGGGGGCGGCACUUUCGCUCCUGACCCACGCUGGACGCCCAGGGACUUCAGCGAGGACGCAGCGCGAGCCGAGCCGCGGGUUCAGGAGCAGCGCGCGGGCAGCGAGCGCGUUUCUCUCAGGCUAGAUUCCUUUCCGUUUCACGGGAAGAAGCCCAGGUAUUUUCACGCAGAGGAGGGACGAUGUAGCUCCAGGCUCAGCUUCUCUCCUCAUACUUGCAGGUCCCUUGUUUGUGGUCUGCUGCACCUCUGGAAGGCUAUGAUGGGAAUGAAGGUGGCUGCCUGCAGGUUUCACCGGACCGGCUGCUUCUGCCUAGAAAGUCAUCCUUUCCAAGCAGGAAAAGUGCUCCCCGUGGUGGUCGACCUCAAGGGACCAGACACACUGUAGAGAGAAAUGGAUGAAAGCAGCCUGGGGGGCCCCAGACGUGUGCUCCCCGUGGUCUAGUCCAGGGACGCCCUUUGGCGGGGCCCUGGCCUUCUGGAAUGUGGCCGGCUGCGGCUGCAUGGCUGAUUGCUGAGUGACGAUGCUUCGCCGGGGGCUGCUGGCGUGGGUCUCUCGCGUGGUGGUUUUGCUCGUGCUGCUCUGCUGUGCCGUGUCCGUGCUCUACAUGCUGGCCUGCACCCCGAAGGGGGACGAGGAGCGGCUGGGGCUGCCCCGGGCCAACGGCCCCACGGGGAAGGAGGGGUACCAGGCCGCCCUGCAGGAGCGGGAGGAGCAGCACCGCCACUACAUCAGCAGCCUCAAGCGGCAGGUCGCACAGCUCAAGCAGGAGCUGCAGGAGCGCGGCGAGCGGCUCAGGAGCGCGCAGUCUCACCCCAGCGACGCGGCGGGCGUGCGGCUGGAGCCGGGGCCUCCCGAGAAAACCCAGGCGGACUUGCUGGCCUUCCUGCGCUCGCAGGUGGACAGGGCGGAGGUGCACGCCGGCGUCAAGCUGGCAACGGAGUACGCCGCCGUGCCUUUCGACAGCUUCACGCUGCAGAAGGUGUACCAGCUGGAGACCGGUCUGACUCGGCACCCCGAGGAGAAGCCCGUGAGGAAGGACAAGCGGGAUGAGCUGGUGGAAGCCGUGGAGUCGGCCCUGGAGACCCUGAACAGCCCUGCGGAGGGCAGCCCGAAUCGGCGCCCCUACUCGGCCUCGGAUUUCAUAGAAGGGAUCUACCGCACAGAAAAGGAUAAAGGCACUCUGUAUGAGCUCACGUUCAAAGGGGAGCAGAAGCACGAAUUCAGACGACUCGUCUUGUUUCGACCGUUUGGCCCCAUCAUGAAAGUAAAACAAGAAAAGCUCAACAUGGCCAACACACUCAUCAACGUUAUCGUGCCACUGGCAAAGCGGGUAGACAAGUUCCGGCAGUUCAUGCAGAAUUUCAGGGAGAUGUGCAUCCAACAGGAUGGGAGAAUUCAUCUCACCGUUGUUUACUUUGGGAAGGAAGAAAUGAAUGAGGUCAAAGGAAUACUUGAAAACACUUCCAAAGCUGCCAACUUCAGGAAUUUUACCUUCAUCCAACUGAACGGAGAAUUUUCUCGGGGAAAGGGCCUUGAUGUGGGAGCCCGCUUCUGGAAAGGAAGCAACGUCCUUCUCUUUUUCUGUGACGUCGACAUCUACUUCACCUCCGAAUUCCUCAAUACGUGCAGACUGAACACACAGCCAGGGAAGAAGGUAUUUUAUCCGGUCCUUUUCAGUCAGUACAAUCCCGGCAUAAUAUACGGCCAUCCGGAUGCAGUGCCUCCCUUAGAACAGCAGCUGGUGAUAAAGAAGGAGACUGGAUUUUGGAGAGACUUUGGAUUUGGGAUGACCUGUCAGUACCGGUCAGACUUCAUCAAUAUAGGCGGCUUUGAUUUGGACAUCAAGGGCUGGGGCGGAGAGGACGUGCACCUUUACCGCAAGUACCUCCACAGCAACCUCAUCGUGGUGCGGACGCCGGUGCGCGGGCUCUUCCACCUGUGGCACGAGAAGCACUGUGCGGACGAACUGACCCCCGAGCAGUACAAGAUGUGCAUGCAGUCCAAGGCCAUGAACGAGGCGUCCCACGGGCAGCUGGGCAUGCUGGUGUUCAGGCACGAGAUAGAGGCUCACCUUCGCAAGCAGAAACAGAAGACGAGCAGCAAAAAAACAUGAACUCCCAGGCUUAGACCUGGGGAGAUGCUUUCGUUUUUCCCUUUCAUGAUUACCAAACAUGGGGCUGUGACAAGGAAGAGGUUUCCCUAAAGGGAAAAGAAAAAAAAAAAAAAAAAGAAUUUGACUGAUUAGUAAAACAGAGGAUGGGAGAGAGCCUCUGAUUUCUCUCUGCUUAUUUGGCUGGACUUAACAGGAAUUAAAAUCUCCCACUUUGCGUGCAAAAGUGGCCCAAAAGCAUCCCGUUCCGGUGUCAGACAAAGCCAGAAUGAUUGUGAGGUUAUGAACCCAAAGGCGUGGAGAUUUUGAUUGUGUUCACAACAGUGAGAACUGUUGUCUUUUGUGCUCAUUGAAAUAGUUAUGAAUUAAGACCAGUUUUAUAAAAAAAGUUCUUUGGAAUGAGAGGCAAGCACGUGUCUCCCCAUAGGAAUGAUGACAGGGGUAGGGCUCUAGGGCCGGGGAGUGCUGGUGAGAUUCGGAGAUACACUCAUGGCUGUCCUUGUGAGUGUAUUAAGCAAAACCAAAUGGACUCAAAAAGAAAAAAAAAAGAAACUAUUGCAUUAUUUUUAUCCAAGAUUAACCAAAAAUAAUCUGCUCAUCCUUUUUAUUAUAGUUUUAACCAUCCCCACUUCUUAAUUUUAUUUUAAAAAUGCACUUUUUUUGGCUUAUGAGUUAUAUUCUGCUUAUUUAAUUAGCAAUUUUCAAGCCUUACUAAGAGAGCACAAGUUAGCAUAAAUUUUUAUAUCUUUUAAGAAGAUACUCGUAGGUGUAUUAUGAGAACUUAUAGUUCAGAUCGAGCCCCAGAUCCAAGGACACGCCGAAUGCUGAUCCCAUCAGACACCGAAUGUCAGACCUCGGUCGUGUGGAAGUCACGGUGUGGGGCUACUGGUACAUUGAGACAGAGAUACGUUAUCCGAAGACUAUUUCCCAAGAGGAGAAACUGAACACUGGAGGGAAAGAAAGAUCUACUUCUUCCCUUAACAGAAAAGGAAACUCAUUCAGACUGGUUAUAUUUUGAUUUAUUCAAAAGUCAGAAAACACAUUUUCUCCUCAGGAGAACUGGGGACCACUUUCUUACCUGUUUAAAUAAACCAAAGUAUACUGUGUGAGCCAAACUAUCUUUUUUCAAAGCAGGGUGCUCUUCCUGGCGGCUGACUUUUAUGAAAAGAAGUGCAGAAAAACGUAUUUUGUGGAAGAUCACUCCAUCUGCCAGAGUCAAGUGGGAGGGAAGAUUUUGCUACAAGUUCACCCACCCCAGUCUAGGGGAAAGUAACUUAACUAUUUUUUAAAUGAAACAGUUCUACUUAGUUGCCAAGAUGCUUCUGAAAAUGGCAUUUUAUUACAGUUUCCAACUAUUAAAAAAAUACAGUUAAUAACAUUGAGUGGUUUCUAUGUUCAUGUGAAAAUUAUUUAUUUAUUAGCCAGCACCAGAUGCAUGAGCUAAUUAUCUGUGAUUCCUUGCCUUCUGUUUGCCCACAGUCAACUCAUUGUUUAAAAGCUUCAAGAACAUUCAAGCUGUUGGUGUGUUAAAAAAAAAAAAAUGCAUUGUAUUGAUUUGCACUGGUAGUUCAUAAAAUUUAAUUAAAACACAGGACAUGAAUGGAAGGUGGCAUUGGACAGCUAAUAAAAUAUGAUUUGUGGAUAUGA
Molecule: messenger RNA, 3765 nt
Organism: Neogale vison (American mink)
Lineage: Eukaryota; Metazoa; Chordata; Mammalia; Carnivora; Mustelidae
Gene: CSGALNACT1
Product: chondroitin sulfate N-acetylgalactosaminyltransferase 1
Exons: 9
Coding region: 529-2121 (530 amino acids)
Cellular component (GO): Golgi cisterna membrane
Molecular function (GO): glucuronosyl-N-acetylgalactosaminyl-proteoglycan 4-beta-N-acetylgalactosaminyltransferase activity
Source: RefSeq, a predicted model, not a curated record